Molecule: messenger RNA, 2949 nt
Organism: Morchella importuna
Lineage: Eukaryota; Fungi; Ascomycota; Pezizomycetes; Pezizales; Morchellaceae
Exons: 4
Coding region: 1-2949 (982 amino acids)
Biological process (GO): protein localization to ciliary inversin compartment
Cellular component (GO): ciliary inversin compartment
Molecular function (GO): protein binding
Source: RefSeq, a predicted model, not a curated record
AUGGAAGUUGGCGCAUCUAUAGUCGGUUUACUCUCGGCAGGGGCGAGCAUCGCCAUCGCGAUAAACGAUUUCGUAACUAGCUGCAAUAAUGCACCACUUUUUGCGCAAUCGAUUCUCCACGAAACGCUCGAAUUUAGCUACGCCCUUGAGAAAUUACAACAUUUAGUCGUAGGACCACAAGCUACCUCUCUUGACCAAUCUAGAACAUCAAUGAUUGAUGUCAACCAUCUCUCAUUGACACUGGUUGGAUGUGUUUGCACGUUUUCACAACUUGAGAAGGAGAUUCAGCGCAUGAAGCUUAGCGGUAAAUUUGGAAUCUUGGAUCGUGUGAAAUGGUCCUUCAUAGAGCGAGAUGUUUGCUCGAUCAUUCAACGCAUCCAGAAUCACAAAAUGUCCUUGAUGCUGAUUCUCACUAUCCUGAACGGAUCGGCCACCGAAGCAGCGAGCAGUCGGGAGAGUCUUAAUACGCAUCUGUCCAGAACGAUAUCCUAUACUCCAAGUUCCAUGCCUAUUGAUGAUGACUCAAGCUCAGUCACGAGCAACUCUAGCCUUUCCCAGAAGUUAUACCGCCAUGCUUUCGAGUCCACACUGUUCGUUAGCCGUCCCUACAUUAGAGGGAGGAGAUUCGACGAUGCCCAAUCGGCGUUCUCUAUUGCAACAUCACAGCGGCCAAAGGGGUGGUGGUCUUUAUAUACCGGGAAGUCCAACGACUCAGUACUCUCCUUACCAGUAUCCGUCACAACAAUCUCGGGCACAAGCCUGACCGAGAUACCAUCCAUUUGUAACUUAUCAUUGCCGGUGCCCCCUGAUGCCCUACUGAACUCUCUUCCGAACCCCUUCAAGCCCGGAGACCCCGGAGACCCUCCCCCUCCCCGGCCCAGUGGCUCCACCGAUCGCGAUAGACUGACACCGAGGAAUGAUACUUAUCAUUUGGUUUCAUUCCGCCCUUUUCUGCUUAAAGCUGCUAGACAAGGGCUUAAUACAACAGUGACAAUGCUUCUAGACAACACAGCAGAUAUGAGUAUCCAAAGAACGCAGCGUCACCUGGAUGAUGCGCUACACGUGGCGAUGGCUCAUGGACACGAAGAAGUCGCACAGAUCCUGCUGGAGCGAGGUGCACGCAUUUCAAUUGAGCCAACCAGUGUCUCGAGUGGUGCUCAUGGGAAGGAGAAGAAAAUCGAUGAUACUCCGCCGCGCCAAACCGCACACAUGACUAAGCUUCUACGGGUAGCGAUAGUUGCGGGAGAGAUAGAUAAUGUGGCGCUACAGCUAGAUAAUGGUGCAGCCAUUGAAGAUGUUGAUCACAAUGGAAAUACAACUCUACAUCUGGCCCUUGGCAUUACUCGGAAGGAUAAUAAGGACAAAAUUAUUAAGCUCCUCUUGCACCGAGGCGCGGCCGCUGAUACGAGGAACAAACAAGGACUCACGCCCCUACAUCUGGCGGCGAAAGGUGGCCAUAAUGACGCCAUGAAACUCCUAUUAGACCGAGGGGCGGCUAUUGAUGCGAGAGCCCCCGGGGAAAUGACAGCCCUUCAUCUGGCGGCAGAGUACGGCGACAAGAAGCCCGCAGAGCUUCUAUUAGACAGAGGGGCGGCUAUUGAUGCGAGAACCGACGCACGGCUGUCGAAAACGACAGCCCUACAUCUGGCGGCAGGGCGCGGCCACAAGAACCUCGUAGAGCUCCUGUUGGACCGAGGGGCGGACAUCGAUGCGAUAGAUAAUCAACACAACACUGCUCUACACCGAGCGCAGGCGGGGGGUAAGAGGGACGUUAUAGAACUUCUCCUGGACCGAGGUUCGGCAAUUGAGGCGAGGAACGAAGAUAAACUCACGCCUCUACAUCUUGCGGCGAAACACGGCUCCAGGAACACCAUAGAGCUCCUAUUAGACCGAGGGGCGGCUAUUGAUGCGAGAGCCUUCGGGGAAAUGGGAGCCCUGCAUCUGGCCGCAGAGCACGGCCACGAGAUGCCCGCAAAUCUCCUGUUAGACCGAGGGGCGGCUAUUGAUGCGAUAACCUUAGGCCAAACGACAGCCCUACAUCUAGCGGCAGGGCACGGCCACAAGAACCUCGUAGAGCUCCUGUUGAACCGAGGGGCGGACAUCAAUGCGGUAGACAAUCAACACAACACUGCUCUACACCUAGCGCAGGUGCGGGGUAAGAGGGACGUUGUGGAAGUCCUCUUGGACCGAGGAUCGAAAAUUGACGCGAGAAACAGAUAUGAACUCACGCCUCUACAUCUUGCGGCGAAACACGGCUCCAAGAACACCAUAGAGCUCCUAUUAGACCGAGGGGCGGUCAUCGAUGCGAAAGACAAUCAACAUAACAUGGCUCUACACCUAGCAGUACAAGUGAAGGGUAAUAGGGACAUUGCGGAACUUCUCUUGGACCGAGGCGCGGAAAUUGAGGCGAAAAAUGAAAAUGGAGAUACGCCGCUAUGGUUAGCAGUGGUAGCCGCCGAGAAGGCCACUGUACAGCUGCUGCUGGACCGAGGCGCAGCUAUUGAGGUGACAAACGAAGAUGGAUAUACACCUCUACAUAUUGCUACUUUGGAUGGAACGAUGGAUAUCGUAAAGCUGCUGCUGGCUCGAGGUGCGAAUAUCAACGCAAGAUCUCCGACUGAACGAACGCCAUUACACUUCGCCGCCCGAUUUGAUCAAGAGGGUAUUGCCAAAAUUCUACUUCUUAACGGCGCAGACGAAGAACGCCCACGGCUGAUUCUGAAGAGAUCGAUCUUUCUUCGACAUCAUAUCAGCUCCUUCAUGUUUUCAUCUUCCUAUCUCUACUGCACCUCAACUGAAACACAACCUACUGUCGUCUUACCUUUCACCAGUCGGUCGUACCUCAUCAGCUCUCUCAAAUCUAGUCUAAGGUAUACGACUAAGAUGGCUCAGCUCACCACCAAGAGUUACCGGCUACAAUACUUUAGCACCCGAAUAAGUAAUUCAUGA